Messenger RNA from Filobasidium floriforme, 2223 nucleotides. RefSeq names its product putative Ser/Thr protein kinase. Bases 1 to 2223 code for a protein of 740 amino acids. The transcript has 12 exons. NCBI's taxonomy places the organism in Eukaryota, Fungi, Basidiomycota, Tremellomycetes, Filobasidiales, Filobasidiaceae. The record is from RefSeq and is a predicted model, not a curated record. Gene Ontology annotation, cellular component: spindle pole body. Gene Ontology annotation, biological process: peptidyl-serine phosphorylation; intracellular signal transduction. Gene Ontology annotation, molecular function: protein serine/threonine kinase activity; ATP binding.
AUGUUCUCCCGUAUGAAGUCUCAACUCACCUCGACGUCUUCUUCAUCGCAACAACAAGAGAUGUCGGGCUCCAACUCGAACGGAUCGAUCCCAGGAUCACCGGCAGCCAAGACGAGGUCCAAGACUACCCAGCCUGGAACUCCGACUCAAGGAGGUACCCCGAGCAAGAUCCCGGUUCAUGUGGAUCGGACGGGUCAUUCCUCGACGACCGGAGGAGGGUAUUCGGUCCCUCCUAGUCCUUCGAGGGAACAAGUUCAUUAUCGUGGUUCUACGCAGCAAGGGGUGUAUAUCACCACCUCGGCUGCUCAACAACAACAGCAGCACCAGCAACAACAACAACACCAGAUCAGCGGACUCCCCCACCACGCGACAGCUAACAACCCCAUGCCCCCUCCUCCAGUCCCCAACCGUUCGUUGCACCCGAAACAAGACUCUCAUCACGCCCAGGCCGUGACCGCCUAUCCGUCGAACGGGGAUGAUAGUGACAUCCACAUGACCACCGUCAACCCGAACAUGCUUCCCGCUGGGUACCUUCAGUCUCUCGCACAGGCUCCCGGAGUGGCUUAUGGGUCGACAGGAAGUGGGGUCCCUGUUCCUUCGAUCCAGGAUCAGAGGAUCAACCUCCAACCUCAACAACAACAGCAACAACAACAGCAAGCUGGUGGGAUGGGAAGGAGGAUGAAGGAGGACGUCAAGAUGCAGACCGUCCUCCGGUCCGGCGCCACGGGUCAAGGGCAACAGCAAGGACAGCGAGCGGAGGAUCAGGGAGGACCUCAGCAGUUGGCUUUGUGGGAAAGGGAGAUCUUGGCCAGUCAGGAGGUCAAGCGGAAGGCUACGUUGGCGCAACUAUACUUCCUGGACUAUUACUUCGACUUGCUCGGGUAUCUGCACGCGAGGAAGGGAAGGACGGCUGGGUUUAAGAACGACGUUGCCGCUCGAGGACUUUCUCAGGAGGAGAUGAACAAGGAAUUCAAGUCGUACGUCGGACGGGAAAGGGUCGUUCUGAGGAAGAGGAGGAUCAAGCUCCGGGUCGAUCAGUUCAGGAUCAUUGCACAGGUCGGACAAGGAGGAUACGGAUCCGUCUUCCUCGCCCGCAAGGCCGACACGGGCGAAGUCUGCGCUCUGAAAAAGAUGAAAAAGACGACGCUCGCCAAGAUGGACGAGGUCAAGCACGUCUUGAUCGAAAGGGACAUCUUGACGGCGACCAAGACGCCUUGGUUGGUCAGCCUUUUGUACGCUUUCCAGGAUAGGGAUCAUGUUUACCUCGCCAUGGAAUACGUCCCGGGUGGAGACUUCAGGACGUUGUUGAACAAUUCGGGAGUGCUCAAGGAGGAACACGCCAGGUUCUAUUCCGCCGAGAUGUUCAUGGGCGUGAGCGAGCUUCACAAGCUCGGGUACAUCCACCGAGAUCUGAAACCAGAGAACUUCCUGGUCGACUCUACGGGUCACGUCAAGUUGACCGAUUUCGGAUUGGCUACUGGAGCCCUCAACCCGGCCAAGAUCGAGUCGAUGAAGAACAAGCUCGAUCAAGUCAAGGACGAGAACCUGGUCGUCAGGAGUACUCUUGAGAGGAGGACGAUGUAUAAGAGUAUGAGGAUGGCAGAGCCUCGAUAUGCCGACUCGGUCGUUGGAUCGCCGGACUACAUGCCUCCCGAGGUUCUGCGGGGCAAAACUUAUACCUUCUCUGCGGACUACUGGUCACUCGGAUGUAUUCUCUUUGAAUUCCUCUGUGGCUUCCCUCCAUUCUCGGGAAGCACGCCAGAUGAGACUUGGGUCAACUUGAAGAACUGGCCGAAGGUGCUGCGAAGGCCGGUAUAUGACAAGCCCGAGGAUUUGAUCUUCAACUUGACCGAUCAGGCUUGGGAGGCGGUCGUCCACCUUAUUGCCUCGCCAAAGGACCGAGUAUCCACUAUUCAAGAGGUCCAGGGCCUUAAAUUCUACAGCGAAGUCCCCUUCAAGGGUCUUCGUCAACAAGCUGCACCGUUCGUACCCAUGCUCGACAACGAGACGGAUGUCGGGUACUUUGAUUCGUUCAGCUCGCCCGAGGACAUGGCAAAAUACGCCGAAGUGUUCAAGAAGCAGGCCGACGUUGAGGCCGUCGCCGAGCGUGGAAGGGGCGAAAAGAACGCUUGGGUCGGUUUCACUUUCGGCAGGAACGCGAAUGUACCGGCUCAACCGACCAGGAGGAAGCAGGACGGCGAGGCGCUCUACACCAUGUUCUAG